UGGUAACCAAAACUAUUUUUUUAUUCAAGAUUUGUAAUUCAGUAAAGACGAAAAUUCAACUAAAAGUGUUCAUUUUUACGAGUUAUAACUGAAAUGUGCGAACAGUAUGUUUAAAAAUGAAUUCCAAGGCGGCCCGACCGUCGACGUGUUUUGCGCUAGCGGCAAAGACCCGCUUAAUAAAUAUAAAAACCCGGCCGUUAAACGAGAUUAUGUUAAAGAAGUGAAAGGCUUCGUUUACGCUGUGGAAGGGACGACGACGACUGCCAGGUUAAAGUUCCCACUCGCCGGUCAAAAGCAAACUUCGCUCGGGCUAACGCAAAGAUAUCUCAUUUCUCAAGUUUGGGUCCCACCAUCCAAGGACUUUGGCGUCGAACUAACAAUGACCGAUUGUGGAAACAACAAACGUCGCUUUGUGAUGUCAUCAUCGGUUAAAGACGUUUCCAUGACGCCACUCCACGCGAAACUCCCACUCUCGAUGAUUAAACGCGAAACUUGGAUGAAUUUGUGCCUCGACCUCGAAUCAAUCGUCUCAGAUAUUUUCCCAAACCAAACUUUUAAAUCACUCGAAGAAUUUACUUUACAAGGUAACUACAAACUACGUCGAGUGUUUACAAUGAAACAGCGUCCACACGAAAAUAUUGACAUUAUCGACAACAAUGAUUAUAAAUUCACCCCAACCGAAAGUAUUCCAACUGCUUUCCAGUUUGCAAGCACUCUGGAAUAUAUAACAAUGGUAAUUUCCGUCCCAAGGAUCAAAUCCCACCUCACCCUGAUGCGAGGUGAUGGAAGGGAAACGUCGGGGUAUUGGUCGUCGUCAAGUGAGGAUGUGGCUGCAAGUAAACGAUCCAUGCGCGAACAACCAACACAUAUUGCGUUUGGGACCAAGGUUCGGUUCGAUCCCUCCAACAAAAAGACACGAGGCCCGUUAUCGGCACGUCGCGACCGAACAAGUGGUUCAACUUCAACUGACUACUCACGACAAAACUCUGCGCGAAAAAUCCGUUCAAGUAACGCGAGGCUUACCAACAGAACGAAGAAGAAACCUGAAGUGGAACAACCGGUGCAAGAAACACCUCAGGUUCUUACACAGAGAGAAACAAAGAAAAAGAUCCAAACUAUCUCGAAAAUCCCGAAACCUAAAUAUUCGGAUGAUCAUCUUAAAGGAUUGUCCUCCUCCUUUGUGAACCUCGUGGAUGCGGUGGAUCUUUCAAAGAUCGAGUUCCACUCCGAGGAAGAGGAGGAGGAGGAUCAUGGUGUCUUCAUGUUCUCCUCCCAUCCACGGUCAAUUCCUCGCAUCCGGACUGAAUCCGGCUCCACAACAUCCAGGGAUCACGAGGAGGACUUCGUAAGGUCUUCCUCCGAUUCGGACGAGGAGCAAAACCUCCAGAGGAAGAUCAUCCUAAACUCCCCAAGCCCCAGAAACUCAGCUCGCUUUAUAAAAAGUCCGGUGUCGUCCGCAAGGUCGUCAGCAGGCUCCACGAGAAGCCCAACAUCCGCUCGAUCGACUGUGAGUCCAAUCACGAAGUUAUCACGCGACUUCACGCACCGAUCUUUACACUCGAUCUCGCAACCUCAGUCUUCCAUGUCACCUGACAUUCCCCACCUCUCCUCACCCCCGCAUCACUACAGCAGCGCUAAAUACUCGGAUGUUCCCACCGACUCCAGGAAACCUCCAAUAGAUCGGAGCAAAACGUCUCUCCGUUGUUCGGACGCCACACUCACAGCAUCCGUGGACACCCUUGUUCAGAACUCGAUGGUUGAACCAUACGAGCCACUAGAGGACUCCAUCGAGCAGAGCGCAUCGCACGAGUCACCGAAGUUAAAUUUAUCCCAGCAAUUCAACGCGAGCCAAGAAAGUGUUGUCGUCAGUCGUAAAAGCAUCAGGGAAAUUCCCUUAACUGAACAUGAGAGACUUCCUAAGUUGCCGGAGUCGAGUAAUUUCCAGAUGAGCAAUUGGAGCGACUCCUUUGAAGCGGAAAUGCUCCGAGAGAUGAAAAGAGAAAAUGAGGAGGAAGGAGAAAAAGAGGAGCAGGAGUGGACCAAUCAGAAGUCCCGGGUUAAUUUCCAGGAUUUUGAUGAUAGUUUUGACACAAGUUGGAGUACGUACAAGAAUCCUCCCCCACUUCAACCACAGGCUUACGAUGAUGAGAUGAAAAAGAAUAAUCCAUCGUUUCAAAACAACACCCUCAACGACCUCACCCUCGGACAAUCUAACCCCAGGGAUUGGGCAAACCUUAUGAGCCCCCCAAACAUUCUGCCUUCUGUUCGUUCUAAACAGAGAAGGGAAACGUUAUCCGACGGGGAAUCCAUCGGCACGGACCCCGAUAUCAUGGGGUUGUCGGACGGAAGUUCUAACAGUUACAGAAGUUCCAACACUGUCGACACGGACGAAGAAAUGUUGGACCUGUUGUACGACCCGUGCCUUAAUUGUUACUUUGACCCAAAAUCGGGGAAGUAUUACGAACUAAAGAAUUGAUUUUUUCGAAAAUCUGAUUUUAUUAAGUAAAAAUGAACAAUUGGUUUUAUUGGAUUCAUCUUUUAGUUGCCAUGCAGUCGUGGCAAAACCUGUUUAAAUAUUUUCGUGUGUUCAUCCUAAAACAGUUUUUUUCUCUGAUAAAAUGCGAACUAAUUUGAUAAUGAAACUAAAUUAGUAAUUUUAAAAGAAAAAAGAUAUUUUGCUCAACUCUCUGCAUUUUACAAAAUUCAAGUUUUCUUAAAUAUCGCCUUCAAGUUUAUAUUUUGUUCCAAAAACUCGUUGUUUUUACAAAAAUUUCACCUCUAAAACAACCCAAUUAAACUCUGUUAUAUAAAAUUUAUUAAGUUCCUUUUAUACAAAGUAUAUUGUUUGUUUGUUUGUGUAGUAAAUAAUGGCAAUUGUUUUGUGAUUUUAUAAGGACAGAGUUCUACACUGUUUGUAUCCCGAAGUAAAAUAUUUUUUAAACUUU
Messenger RNA from Ciona intestinalis (vase tunicate), 2945 nucleotides. RefSeq names its product protein CFAP20DC. The record is from RefSeq and is a predicted model, not a curated record. Lineage: Eukaryota; Metazoa; Chordata; Ascidiacea; Phlebobranchia; Cionidae.